This is a messenger RNA of Capsella rubella, 1037 nucleotides long. RefSeq names its product pectinesterase 1. Gene Ontology annotation, molecular function: enzyme inhibitor activity. NCBI's taxonomy places the organism in Eukaryota, Viridiplantae, Streptophyta, Magnoliopsida, Brassicales, Brassicaceae. Bases 27 to 848 code for a protein of 273 amino acids. The transcript has a single exon. The record is from RefSeq and is a predicted model, not a curated record.
AAGUCAGAGAUACGUUGUGGACUUUUAUGCCUACAAAACUUCAGUUUUUCAACUUCUUCUCGUUUGACUUUGUUCUCUCUCAAAAUCACAGAUUCAUUCAUUCCGAUCAAAACAACCCUUCAAUGGAGUCGAUCAACACUUUGAAAGGCUACGGAAAAGUAUCAGAUCAAGAAAACCAAAUUCACCAUCCUUCUCCUCCACUUCCCAAACCAUCAUCAUCAUUUUCCCGUAAAACCCUAAUCGCCACCGUCUCCGUCGUAUCUCUCCUCUUAAUCCUCGUCGUCGUCGCUUUAACCGCCGGAGCUUUCACUCACUCACCUCCACACCACCCUCCCAUCUCCUCCGCCUCUCUCAAGACAGUCUGCGCCGUGACGCGUUACCCCGAGACUUGUUUCAGUUCUCUAUCUUCUUCUCUAAAUGAAUCGGAUUCGAAACUGAACCCUGAAUCAAUCCUCGAGCUUUCUCUUCGAGUCGCUUCUAAAGAGGUCUCGAGACUCUCUAUGUCUUUCCGAUCGAUCAACGAUAUGCCUGAGGACGCGGCGGUUGGUGAUUGCGUGAAGCUUUACACCGACGCUCUGAGUCAACUCAACGAGUCGAUGUCUGAGAUCGAGAGAGAGAAGGAGAAGAAGAAGGGAGGGAACUGGUUGACGGAAGAAGUCGUCGGAGAUGUUAAGACUUGGAUCAGCGCCGCCAUGACUGACGGUGAGACUUGUUCCGACGGGAUUGAUGAAAUGGGAACGGUGGUGGGGAAUGAGAUCAAGAAGGAGAUGGAGAUGGCUAAUCAGAUGAUGAGUAUAAGCUUGGCCAUUGUUAGCCAAAUGAAGAAGCUUUUGGUGAUACUUCACUAAACCAAUCACAAAGGUUGGAACUUUUAUUCUUUUUUUUUCUCUCUGUUUAUCAAUUUCGAGUUCAUAAGUGUAUUUGUGAGCUCUCUGUUCUUGGCUUCUUGCUCUGCUCUGCUCUGUAAGUAAUUACUACGUUUGUUUGGUUUUGGUAUAUGUAAUCUGAUAAAGAAAAUGUAUUUUUACAUUCAACCC